Pseudophryne corroboree (corroboree frog) is the source of this 11236-nucleotide messenger RNA. RefSeq names its product Rho GTPase activating protein 42 (gene ARHGAP42). Gene Ontology annotation, biological process: signal transduction. Gene Ontology annotation, cellular component: cytoplasm. Bases 572 to 3181 code for a protein of 869 amino acids. The transcript is spliced from 24 exons. The record is from RefSeq and is a predicted model, not a curated record. Gene Ontology annotation, molecular function: GTPase activator activity; protein binding. Lineage: Eukaryota; Metazoa; Chordata; Amphibia; Anura; Myobatrachidae.
ACCAAAGAAGAUCACGCUCAUGGCACCCACAUUCUGCUGCAACGUAAUAACCCAGCAAACUUGACAUCAUACUUUUUUUUUUCUCUGCAGCUCAGGAGGAAUCCAGGACAAAGGGGGGGUGCAGCCCUCCUUCCAAUUUAUCUAGGAAUGUGAGGUGACCUGAGUGUGACCUUGCUGGGAGUCCCUGUGUGGCAGCAGCGCGAGAGGGGGGUGUAGUAGGGUGAAGCUCUGAGAUCAGGGUUUAGCUUGUGCUGGGAUUUCAGCAGCCUGGCUGCAUUGUGAUCAUUGGGGAGCUGCAGGGAGGGGAGAGAGCGAAGAAAAGGAGUCUGAGCUGCCGGAAAUGUCUGAGCACCAGCAGUGAGUGAGUUUCCUCUGUGCAGCAGCCUGCUGGUCAGGGGGACAAUGCAGCUGGGUGACAGUGACUGCAGCCCACCCUUUCCCAUCCCUGCGCUGCUGCUGCUGCUGCUGUGCGUCUAAGCCGCGUCCUCUGCCUGUCUGCACAGGAACUGGCGACUGCUGCAGAUCUCCUUGCAACUUUGUUACUAUCUAUUUUCCUGCAGAGGCUUCUACCAUGGGGCUGCCGACUCUGGAGUUCAGCGACUCCUACCUGGACAGCCCAGACUUCAGGGAAAGGCUCAAGUGUCAUGAGAUCGAGCUGGACAGGACCAAUAAGUUUAUUAAGGAGUUGAUCAAAGACGGGAACAUGCUGGUCGGGGCGCUGAGAAAUCUGUCCAUGGCUGUGCAGAAAUUUUCACACUCCUUACAAGAUUUCCAGUUUGAGUGCAUCGGGGAUGCGGAAACAGAUGAUGAAAUUAACAUUGCUCAAUCCCUGAAAGAGUUUGCUCGACUACUUAUUACUGUAGAGGAAGAGAGACGACGACUGAUACAGAAUGCAAAUGAUGUUCUAAUAUCCCCCCUUGAGAAGUUCCGAAAAGAACAGAUUGGUGCAGCAAAAGAAGGAAAGAAGAAGUUUGACAAAGAGAGUGAGAAAUAUUAUUCAAUAUUAGAGAAACACUUGAAUUUGUCAUCAAAGAAGAAAGAGGCACAUUUACAGGAGGCGGACUCCUUAAUUGAUAAAGAACACCAGAACUUCUCAGAUGCAUCUCUGGAAUAUAUAUUUAAAGUGCAGGAGGUACAAGAGAAAAAGAAGUUUGAAUUUGUGGAGCCUCUCUUGGCCUUCCUCCAGGGCCUCUUUACCUACUACCAUGAGGGAUAUGAGCUGGCCAGAGAAUUUACACCGUACAAGGAGCAGUUGCAGUUCAAUUUACAAAACACACGGAAUAACUUUGAAAGCACUCGGCAGGAGAUGGAGCGGUUAAUGCAGAGAAUGAAAUCUGCAGACCAGGAUUACAGACCACCCAGCCAGUGGACCAUGGAGGGAUAUUUAUACGUACAGGAGAAACGACCGCUUGGGUUUACAUGGACACGGCAUUACUGCACUUAUGACAAAAGCAACAAAACAUUUACAAUGAGCGUUUCAGAAACAAAGUCGAGUGGAAAAGUGAAUGGGCUAAUCUCAAGCUCGCCAGAGAUGUUUAAGCUGAAAAUGUGUAUACGGAGAAAAACGGACUCCAUAGACAAGAGGUUCUGCUUUGACAUAGAAGUCAUAGAAAGACAGGGGAUUAUAACCCUUCAGGCGUUGUCUGAGGCCAACCGAAAGCAAUGGCUGGAGGCGAUGGAUGGAAAAGAACCGAUAUACACCCUUCCAGCAAUCAUCAGCAAAAAGGAAGAGAUGUUUUUAAAUGAAGCCGGCUUCAACUUUGUGAAAAAAUGCAUCCACUCCGUGGAGACACGAGGCAUCACUAUUUUGGGACUUUACAGAAUUGGAGGCGUUAAUUCUAAAGUUCAGAAGUUGAUGAACACGGUUUUCUCUCCGAAAGCUUCUCCUGAUAUGGAUAUUGAUUUAGAGUUAUGGGACAAUAAAACCAUAACAAGUGCUUUAAAAAACUACCUCAGAUGUCUGACUGAGCCCCUCAUGACCUACAAAUUGCACAAGGAUUUUAUCCUCGCUGUCAAAUCAGAUGACCAGAAUUACAGAGUACAGGCAGUUCACGCCUUGGUCCACAAAUUGCCUGAAAGGAACCGAGAAAUGUUGGACAUCUUAAUCAAGCACCUUGUCAAGGUGUCAUUGCACAGCCAACAGAAUCUUAUGACCGUUUCCAACCUCGGUGUGAUCUUUGGCCCCACACUUAUGAGAGCGCAGGAGGAGACUGUCGCUGCAAUGAUGAACAUCAAGUUCCAAAAUAUAGUCGUUGAAAUUUUAAUAGAACAUUAUGAAAAGAUCUUUCACACAGCGCCAGACCCCAACGUGCCCCUGCCUCAGGCCCAACCACGCUCAAUUUCUAAGCGAACCCGGGCAAUCUGCCUUUCCACAGGACCAAGAAAGCCUAAAGGGAGAUAUACCCCAUGCCUUGCUGAUCCAGAGAGUGACUCCUAUAGCAGCAGCCCAACCAGCACCCCUAUGGGCAGCAUCGAGUCGCUCUCUUCACAUUCCUCCGAACAAAAUGUCAACUCACGGUCUGCAUCGUCCCCACUAAGGGACAAGAAGGGAGGCGGCAUCCCAUGGGUCACCUCCACACCCUCCUCUAAUGGUCAGAAGAGCUCUAGUCUUUGGACUACAAGCCCCGAGUCCAGCUCCAAGGAGGAUGCCUCAAAAACGGACGUGGAGUCGGACUGUCAGAGCGUGUCAUCUUUGACCAGCCCUGGGAAUAUCUCUCCUCCGAUUGACCUGACCAAGAAAGGACUCUUUGAGCUGCCUGGGCUGAAACGCUCUGCGGCUCCCUCCCUUCGCUCCUUACCUUCCACAGAAGGUAUUAAAAGUCGAAGUCCUUCUACUCAGAGCUUAUCAUCUAUGGAUGCCACAAAGGCUUAUCCGGAUUUACCUCCAAAGGUUAUGAGAAGAAGGUUGGACACGGGUUCCAGUAAUGGCUACCAGAGACCAGGAUCGAUGGUGGCAGCUAAAGCUCAGCUCUUUGAGAACGCUGGAUCAACAAAACAAUCCACUCCUGGACGCCAAGCCAAAGCGAUGUAUUCUUGUAAAGCAGAACAUAGCCAUGAGCUCUCGUUUCCCCAGGGGGCGAUAUUUAGUAAUGUUUACAGAUCUGUGGAACCAGGCUGGCUGAAGGCAACCUACGAAGGCAAGACUGGAUUAGUUCCAGAGAACUAUGUUGUCUAUCUUUGAUGAAGUCAGUAGACAGCUGUAUCUUCAUGGUAUCCAUGGUGACAAAUGAGAAAACAAUGACUGUAUCUGAUAUGGAUAUGAGGAUCAAAAGCUCAUACAAGGUCACAGUUCUUUGUAGGCUUUUGUGGUUUAAGGACUCACACUAAUUGUAACUGCGUAACUUGAGACUUCCUUUGAAGAAUUUGCUUAGCACUUGGAACAGCUUAAUGGGUACAUUAAAACAAAUAUACUUUUCUGAUGCCACCGUCAUGUCCACAAGUGACCAGGGGCUUUAGAAAUUUGGUACACAAUGGAGGACUUGCAUUGACCACUGGUACACAACUCACCAACACGUUUCCACUUAAAUGACCUUGGGGUGAUGUAAGAUGAAUGGGUUAAGUGCAUCUCCUUUGCAGUAGCAAUAAUUUACAUUUAUGGUGACUAUAUUUUUAUUUUAUCUUCACAUUGUAAGUAUAAGUGGGUAUUGUAAAGUGAUUUCAUGUGCCUUCGAACCACUACUUGUUGCCCUCCAUGAAGGCUUUAGGGAUUGUAGUGUUUCCGUUUCUGAUUUUAUUGUAAAAGAAAAAAAAUAUAUAUUUUACCUUACGGAUUCUUACUGCUUUAUUAUCUCGCCUUUGUCGUGUUCUAUGUAUUCUAUAUGUACCAACGCAUUUCACUAAGGUUAGUGUUAUUUUCAGGAACAGUACAAGAAAUUAAAAAACUAUUUUACUUGGGAACAUGAAUGAUGCCACAUGGAAGAUGGAGACACCUCUUUAGGUUUCACCGGUUAACUACAUAGAGCAGUGGCAGCCAUUUUGUGAGCUGAGCCAAUAUUCAUUCAAUUGCUGCCCAACAAGUCACUAGUGGAAUCACAGAGGUUUUUCAGUGAAUUGGUAGGUUGAGUGCCUCAGUGAUGACACUGCUUCCCACUAGUUGAUAGGCUACAUUCUAUGGACUCGAUCAAACUUGAAUAGUUCUACGGCCACGAACAUGUUCACUGUAUAAUCACUUGAAUUUAUGAUUUAAAAUUUGUGACUUGCAUUCAAAAUUAAUUUUUCACAGUAAACACUAAAUAAUGAUUUUAAAUAAUAAAGUAUUUUCCUUUUUUUGUUUAAAUCACCUUUGAAUGCCACUGAGCAUCUGUGCUAUUGAGCAUAACCUCGGUCUACAAAAUGGCUUCUUCUGCUAUGUACUGUAGUUUCAUGCUUCAAUGAUGUCAUUAGCUCCUGGUGAACAAAAUGGCUACCUCCACUGUCUGAGACUGAGAAUUAUUUAGUGUGAAAGCUUGGGUGACAACUUAGGUCUCAUUUCUCAGGCUUACGUUAGGAUUUAAAAUGUACAUAUGUGUCCUCAUACGCAUGAACGCAAUACGCCAUAAGGACCAAGACACCUUGUGGUAUUGAGCUGUGCCAAGCAGUUCUCCAGCAGCACAGAGUAUAUCAGGGAAUGAGUAAUGUGUUACUGAGGCCAAGGCUGCAUGCAUACUCCUUAACCGGACCAAUUUUGGCAGGACAGUCCUGUUUAAUGGGCACUGCCCGAACCGUCCCACCCGCGGGCUGCAAUGUCCCACAGUGGGGAAAGGUUGGGGGCGGACACUCGGUCACCACUGCUCACAUAGCAUCUAACAGAUGUGUCCUCAUACACUUGGCCUUAAUAUGCCACGCGGCACGAGAUACAUGGCGCGAGGGAGCCGCACCGACCGGUGCAGUUUAGCAACUUUUUCUUUAAAUUUGCAUCUUCUUCAUCAGAUUUGCAGAUAAAUCGCUGUACUUUGCGCAAAAAAAAGCUGCGCCCCUGCACCGUAGCACUUCCUAUACAGAGUCAGACUCAUUCGCACACAGAUGUAAAAGUGUCGCACAUCAAAUGAAUCAGUGCAGUCUCUGGAAGCGGUUAUGUCGCAUUACAUUGUAACUAUGAAAUAUGCACAUUUGAGUGAAAAAAACAAGUGUGAAAAAGAGGUUUGUCACUAGUCACGUCGCACAGGACCUAGCGUGCCAAGAAGGGCUUUUUGUCACAGCCACGGCAACAGUGUAUGAGAACUCAUCUGUAUUAUGAAAACUUAAUACAGUAUCCUGCAAAAUAUUUCCCUGAACCUUACUGCCGUGCUGAAUGGAGACAGAUUACACUUUAGUUGUGAAUUGCAGUAUACCCAAAGCUGCGACAUUUUGGUACAGUCCAGUGGUCCGUUGUCUUUUUCUCCAUUCCUAGCCCCUGAUUAAGCCAGUUUUGAGUGCUCACCUUUAAAUUUGAAAUAUAUUUCCAUUUAAUCACCAUACCAUUGGCUACAAAGGUUCUUUUUAUAUAUAUAUUGUUCAUAUUUAUUUUUAUGUUGUAAAAGUUAGUACUGGUACAUAUUGAUGAAGGUUGUGUCAUUAUGUGGCAGGUCACAUUUGGUUUGAAGAACAAACGUAAACCAGGAAAUAUGGACAUUAUUUGGGCUAAAGAUUCCCAAUUAAAUAAAAACAGGACUGCCAGGGAAGACCAAGGCUUGUGUAGCCCCAAGUUUUGGAUUGCAAUCCAAAGAUGAAUUACUGUCUCAGAUGUUCCUUUCUUUUGGGUGGCAACUGUAGGAGCCAGAAGCAUAUAUCUGGGACCCUGAGCCAAGGACAAGCUGGAAACUGGACUUUCCUUCAUCCAGGGCUGUUUGAACAGCAUUGUAGGCCCUGGGCAAUGCAAUCCACUGUGGAGACCCUACACACCCAUUUAUAGGACCCAAUUAAAGAAAAACCAUGACAUGCUCCUCCUGCGCCAUCUAUCCACAUGCUUCCAUACAGUGAAUGGCUGUCAGCACUUUAAUUGGUGAAUAGCUCCAGCCAUCAACCAAUCAGCAUGCUAAUAGCCAUUCACUGUCUGGCUGCAGGUUGGGAGGCAGGUAGAAAAUGCUUCCUGGCCACCCUGAUUAUGUGACCACCACCCACCCCUGCACAGUGGCCCCUAGAAUUGUGUGGCUCAUUUAUCUAGUACAUUUUAUAUAAUGAAGAGCUAAAAGCAUGUUGGUUGCUAGGGGCAAUUUCUGUACUUGUCCUCUUUAUAAGGUUUGAUACAUUACUUUCUUCCCCCCACAAUUACAAAAUGCAGACUACAACGUGUAGAGAAAACAGAGAGGGCCUUGCUUGUGAUAGCUUACAUUCCAAAAGGGAAAUGGGCAGACACAAAGAAGGACAGGGGUACUGAGCGGUUGUGUGCAGAUUCUGGAGCAUUAGGUGAAGAGGUGAUAGGUUUGAGUUGAGCAAUCAAUGGAUGUUAGGAGGUAUGUCCCCCCUCACCAUGGUGAACAGGUGCCUCUUGUUUAGGAGAGGCAGUGGCAAACGCAGGAUUUCUAGAUAGGGGUUUCCAAAUGUAGUCCACAAUCUCCGAAUCUGCAGAACAUUGGAGUAAGUGCGGGAGACUGGAGGAGCGGUAAAAGAACCUAGUAACGACCCUGGACAUUAAUGUACACAUUCGUCUUUUUAUACACUAGAUACUGUAUGGAAUACAUUAUUAAUAUUUAAAACUUUAGAUGGUCAAUAGUAUGGGCUGUAUCAAACAAUUAAAUUAUAUAAAGAAGUGGUCAGGAAAAGGUUAAACAAACUAUAAAUAAGUACACAACUAUAGUAGAACCAAUGCUGCACUUUCUAAGCACACAUUCUCAUGGUAAGCUCCUGUCUCUUCUUCCUGGUAGCUACUCUAGUCCAGAGCACUGAUUGAGGACUCAGAUCCUCACAUAGAGCAAACUUGGUAGAAGAAGAUGCUACCACUAGGCAUGUGCAGCAGCUCUGCUCCGUUCCAUAACCUGCAUGAUGUGGCAGCAGCUCUAGUAAUCAUAUUAUACUGUAUACUAUUGCUAUUAUUGUCAUAAUUUGAGAACUUGCCGAGAGGAGGGGGGUUUCCAGGCAACCAGAACCCCCCCCUGCGUUUGCCUAUGAGAGGUCACCCCAUCCCUGUCUGAUGAGGUAUGACUGUGUCCCACUUUACAAAUAAAAUACACAACAGCUCCAAGUGUGGUUCCAGAAUGUUUUAUAAAGCAAAACCCAUCUGUCUUCCUAUAAGGGUGCGUUAAUGGCCUGAAACACCCCAGCACUCCGGCACCCUCCAGACCAUAUUCCAACUGGGAGUUCCUGGUCCUAACAUUGGAAACCAUCCGGCUGUCAAUGAAAGCUGAUGGGAGUUCGUUGGUGGCAGCUGAGGCCACGGCCUGCACCACCAGGGCCAUAACUAGGUGUGUGCGGAGGGGGCACCACACAUAGCACUGUAGGGUAGGGGGCGCUGUUGGCAGCACUUGCCAAUUAUCUGUUUUAAUUGCUUUCACUUGCAGUUUCCCCUCUUUUUGAAGCCCAGCAUCUCCUGACUGCCCCUGUCUCCUACCCUGACCCCAUCUGUCGCUAAUACCUAUACAACAUUCAUGAACUCAACUUGAGAUUUCUUGGUUAUUCAGUCACACUGUCCUUUAUUACUUUUUAAGAUGCUGACAUACUUGGGAUUUAAACCCAUUGCCUGUGGCAUUGCAGUCAGACAAUCUAUUCAUUGAGCUAUCUGCCCUUGCAUAGAAAGGUAGAUAAUUCUAAACUAGAGAAUUCUAACUAUUUGAAGCUCUUGUACUUUGUGAAAAAAUGAUCAGCAUUGCGGCUGAUCAGAUCUGUGUGGGUGCAAUGGAUUGGAUGUGUGUCUGCACACUACAUAGAUCUGCUUUAUAUAGUGUUCAUAGGGCCUAACUCAUACCUGAUCGUAGAUGUGAUAAAUUUAGCGCGCUGGCAGGGAGCUACUCGUCGCUGUGUGACAUCACGCAGCCGACGCAACCCGCACCCCCUCAACGGUCCAGGCUCACCUGCGUUGCCCGGACCGCACCCCCUAAAUAGCGGCCAAACGGUGCCGGCCUGCCCCCUCCCGCCCAGCGACCUCCUCUGCCUGUCAAUCAGGUAGAGGCGUACGCCGGGCUUAUACAGCCGUCAGGUGUCUGGCAUGCGCAGUUCAAGCCUGAUCGCUGCUGUGCAAAAACGCACAGCAGCGAUCAGGUCUGAAUUAGCCCCAUAGUUUUUAUGCAAUGCAAUGAGUAGGGUGUUUGACCGGAAUGCAACAGUUUAUAGGUUUGAACCCUGGGUAUGGCAGUAUAUUGGAAUGUGUAAUUUAAUAGAGGGUAUUGUAACUGAAUAACAACAAGCUCUCAAGUUAAGUGCAUGAAUGUGGUACAAAGAGGAUUUGUGUCCAAAUCCAUUUUCUUGCAGUGGCCUGUACAUGUGAUUAUAAUAUAUAUAUAUAUAUAUAUAUAUGUAUAUAUAUCAUAGCAUGGGCUUUAUCUGGGAUCAAUCAUGUCCUGCUCCUUCCCCACAAAGCAUGUGCCUUAUGUCCCUCUCUGGCACAGGGCACCAAAAAGUCUAGUUAUGGCUCUGCGCGCCACCAUAUAUGUGACAAGUUUGAAACCCGUAAUUUGGAGUCUAUUCUAUUAUCCUGCUAGAUGUAUCAAGCUGGGAUUGUUAUGGGAAAGCACGACUGACAUACCGAUUUACUAAUAUGGAAACUUACAGUAUUACCAUUUUCUCCUCAGCCAAUAAAAUGUGUGUAACCCUCAUCUACAUGACAAUGGGCAUGAUUCAUGUUUGUAACUAAAGCAAAAAAGCAAGCAACUAGGCAAAACCAUGUUGCACUGCAGGUAGGGCAGAUGUAACAUGUGCAGAGAGAUAUAGAUUUGGGUGGGUUCAAACUGAAAUCUAAAUUGCAGUGUAAAAAUAAAACUGUCCAGUAUUUGUGGGCUACAUGCAAAAGCUGCCAGUAUUUACCCUGUAUGCAAAAUAAUCAAUUUAAUUGCACCCAAGUUGGGAUUCCGGGGCAGCGGUCGGGAUUGCGACCGCUGAUAUUUCACUGGGUGCCGGGAUUCUGGCGUCGGUCUCCUGACCGCCGUGAUCUCGGCAGCCAGCAACUUGAAUGCAUUCCUGAUGUCCAUAUACUGUAGUUCAGCAAAUAUUUACAACUGCACAUGUACAUAGAAAGCCCUAUGACAUACUGUAUGCAGAGUUACAGUGGAGGAACAAAGGUGCCGUUUCAGUCAGGAUAGACGGUUUAAGAAAAGAGGAGGAAAAGUGAUAGGAGGUGACUGGAAAUGCAGGCAAAAUGCUCCAUUCAGUGGGCGUAUUAUGGCGGUGUCACCGGCAUGUCAGUGCAGGCAGCUGUGUUUCCACGUGCACAACUGCAGGCACAGGUCAGACGGAGACAUUGCACCUGCCUUAGGGCUGAUGCACGUUCUGGUGGUGAGACCUACAGUACAGUAGUGUAUAACAACACACCAAUUGGUAUUACAGUGUGCACAGGCAUUAUAAGUAGGUGUUUCAGCCCUUCCAUAUUCGGCCGCACGGAUGUGCAUGAGGAAAGACGUUUGUAGUGGCAUUUGCAUAAACUCUCAGAUGAUUACUAACAGACACUACUGCGUGUGCUUUUGUGUGCCCAUUGUGUGAAACACAAGCUAAAGCAUACACCUAUUAAAAUGCAUUAAGAGGUACUGGACAAAUUCAUAAACUAUCCAAGACUGCGAUGGAGCAGAAGUAGAACUACAUUUGAGUGAAGUUGCGUAGAUGACCCUUUUAGCUGCAAGGCUUGCCUCUAAUGCUUUGUCCUUGUCACCCUUAUUUGUCCGUUAUACAGAGAUCACAGGCACUGAGAACUUUGUGUCGCAGUCAGGGUACAUUUUAUCAUUGCUGUUCCUGUAAAUGUAAUAGUAACAUCUGGGACAAUGUGACAUAACUACAGCUAAGUGGAUUCAUAUAUCGAUCAUACCUGUAUGACUUUCUAAACAACAUCUCCAUUAGUGGUCUGUAGUCACUGGUUGUGCAGUGGCUUAUUUAUUAGCAGAAAAGUAUUUAUUUUCUCGCCAUCUAACACCCAGUGCUAUUUAUUAUCCAGUUUGCAUGAAGAUUGCUUGUUUUUCACAUUAGGGGGAGAUGAAUCAAUCAUUGGAGAUAGAUUAAGUACCAACCAAUCAGCUCCUUUGUAUUUUGGCACAAAAAUGAAGGUAUGCAACGCAUGGAUAAGAACCACAUUACUUUAUGGUUCAGAAUCAUGGACAAUCCUUAAAAACGACCUAAUAAGGGGCCUAAUUCAGACCUGAUCGUUAGGCAGCGAUUUUUGCACUGCUGCGAACAGAUAGUCGCCGCCUACAGGAGGAGCGUGUUUUAGUUGUGCAAGUGUGCGAUCGCAUCAGCCUGUCCGGGACUGGAAUUGACGUCAGGAACCCUCCCUGCAAACGCUUGGACACGCCUGCGUUUUUCCAACCACUCAGCUGCCACCCACAAACGCCUUCUUCCUGUCAAUCUCCUUGCGAACGCCCGUGAGAAUGGAUCCUUUGCACAAACCCAUCGCUGAGCGGCGAUCCGCUUUGUACCCGUGCAAUGUGCCUGCGCAUUGUGGUGCAUACGCAUGCGCAGUUUAGACUUGAUCGCCCGCUGUACGAAAACGCAGCCUAGUGAUGAGGUCUGAAUUACCCCCAAGGCUGGAACGUUUCCAAAUGAGGUGCUUCCGAAACAUACUAGAAGUGACAUUAACAGAGAAAUGGAAACAUCCGAAAACUAUGCCAAGACCAACCCACAACUGAAUCCUAUAUUAAAAGACAGCAUUUAAAGUGGUUCGGAAAUGUCUGAGGAAUGGAGCCUAAAAGAAUACUAAGGGGUCUAUUCAUGAAGCAGUGAAAUGUAUGGAGAAAUGAGCCAGUGGAGAAGUUGCCCAUGGCAACCAAUCAUCAAUGAAGUAACAUUUAUAAUUUGCAUACUAUACAAUUGUACCGAGCAGCUGAGUGGUUGCAAUGGGCAACUUCUCCACAGGCUCACUUCUCCACUCUUUUCACUGCUUCAUAAAUAGACCCCCCAAGUGCCUACAUAACACACGUACAGAUGGAUGGAAAAUAGCAAAUGAUGAGCCAAAGAAAACAUGGCUAUAGCAGAUUAUCCAAGACCCUCAACCAUUGCACUUCCAUAUUGAUGCCAAGUAAGCCGCCCUAAAUUGUUCCCGGUAGCGUGCGGUUAUUAGAGAUUCCCUGCCAUUGGCUGCCACAGUACCGGCAAGCUUACCCUACCUGCGAGAACAACAAUUAAGUCUUAGGGGGACAUGUACUAA